Onthophagus taurus is the source of this 1657-nucleotide messenger RNA. Its product is annotated as luciferin 4-monooxygenase-like. The record is from RefSeq and is a predicted model, not a curated record. Gene Ontology annotation, molecular function: CoA-ligase activity. NCBI's taxonomy places the organism in Eukaryota, Metazoa, Arthropoda, Insecta, Coleoptera, Scarabaeidae.
CUACGUCGAACAUCAUGAACAACUCGAAAAAAUCUAACGACAAUUUAAUUUUAAGAAAAAAUAAUGAAGUUUACGGAUUUCCGUUCAAAAAAGAAAUUGGACAAAAGAGUUACGGUUAUUUCGUGUAUGAAAAAAUGAUUCAAAAUAAAGAUAAAAUUUUUCAAAUCGAUGGGUUAACGGGAGAAAGUGAAACUUACGGAAAUUUGUUAACACGGUGUAAAAGAGUGGCACUGGAAAUGAUAAAUCGAGGGGUAACAGAAAAAGACGUCGUACUUCUUUGUAGUCAAAACACUUUAGAUGCGAUCGUCCCAGUUUUUUCAACUCAAUUUAUAAAUACAACUUUGUGCAGUGUCGAUCCAUCUCAAUCCGUUAAAGAAGUUGCUUAUCUUUUAAAUUUAGCUAAACCCAAAAUGGGAUUUAUCGAAAAAGAAUCCGUAAAUUUAAUAAAGGAUGCUUUAGAAAUAAAUGGUUUGAAUAUGGAAAUUAUUGUUAUGAUUCAUGAUGAUGAUAAGAAUUCUCUUGGAUAUUUUUUAAAACCUAAAAUUGGAGAAGACGAUUUUAAACCGAAAGUUAUAAAAGAUUCUAAAAUAGCAGGUUUUAUGUUUUUUAGCAGUGGAACUACAGGAUUGCCAAAAGGAAUUCCUUAUUCCGGAUGUGCAGUUUUAAAUAAUAAUUUGAGUAUUAUUCAUUUCGGUAUUGAAGCUAAAGUUGCAAGCCAUUUAUCCACAUUUUAUUGGGUAUCAGCAUUAGUAUUAACAACAAUGGUACUACUUAAUGACGGCAUGAAGGUUGUUAUUCCAACUAGAGAUACAAGAGUUUUUGCAAAAGCUAUGAGUGAUUAUAAAGUUACUUUCGCCUUUACAUCUUAUACAUUUGCAGUUGGAUUAAAUGAAACCAUCACAAAUGAUUUAAAUUUUAAUCAUCUUGAGUACUUAGUUCUUGGUGGUUCAAUAGUUCCCGAAAAUCACCUCAUAAAAUGCAGAAAACUUCUCCCUAAAACACUAGUUUUAGUGUCUUAUGGUCAAACUGAAGCUGGACACAUUUCCAGUUUUACAAAAGAAACUUAUCAUUUUGCUUUGCAAAAACUUUCAAGUGUUGGUCAACCAAUUCCUGGAACAAUCAUAAAGAUCGCCGAUCCAAAUACUGAAGAACCUCUUGGAAUCAAUCAAAAGGGUGAAAUUUGUAUAAAAACCAAUUGGCAUUUCAGCGGUUAUCACAAUGCGGAUAGUUCUAACGUUUUUGAUAAAUCCGGUUAUCUCAAAACGGGAGAUUUGGGAUAUUUCGAUGAAGAUAACUGUUUGUAUGUUAGUGAUCGAUUAAAAGAAACGUUUAAAUUUCAAGGUUGGCACGUUAGUCCGGCUGCAAUUGAAGAAGUUCUUCUUAAACAUUCGGCUAUUAAAGAAGGAGUUGUCAUCGGUAUUCCACAUCCGUUAGAUGAAACUCAUGCUUUAGCCGUAGUAGUUCUUAAAGAAGGUUGUGAAGACGUUAGAGAGGAAGAAAUUGUUCAGUUUGUUAAUGAAAGAGUUUCGGAUAGGGAGAAAUUAAGAUCCGGAGUGAAAUUUUUAAACGAGUUACCAAAAGCUCCGUCUGGAAAAAUUAUGAAGAGAAUAAUUAGAGAGAAGUUUGUAGUGGUACAAUAAAGUAGUAAAUUUGAAAA